This is a messenger RNA of Penaeus monodon (black tiger shrimp), 453 nucleotides long. RefSeq lists its product as uncharacterized. The record is from RefSeq and is a predicted model, not a curated record. The transcript has a single exon. NCBI's taxonomy places the organism in Eukaryota, Metazoa, Arthropoda, Malacostraca, Decapoda, Penaeidae. Bases 1 to 453 code for a protein of 150 amino acids.
AUGACAAAUGUAAAGUUACCCAAAUUAGAGUUACCAAAGUUCAAAGGAGAUGUAACUCUGUGGCAGUCAUUUUGGGACCAGUUUAAGACUCAUGUGCAUGAUUCUGACAUUCCAGUGAUAGCUAAAUUUAGCUACCUGCAGUCAUUAUUGGAAGGAGAUGCAAAGGGUGUUGUAAAAGGACUUGCACAUACCGAAGCAAAUUACCAAAUUGCUUGUGAUAUGCUGAAAGAAAGAUUUGGAAGACCUGAGCGUAUUAAAUUUGCACAUGUACAAGCACUUUUGAAUUAUAAAUCUUCUGUGAAAGGCAAGGGACCAAAGUAUGUGUCCUCCUUGUGGAAUCUAAGUGAUGAAUUGCUGACACACAUCCGUAACCUAGAAGCUUUGGGAGUAUCAGGGGAACAGUGUGAAGUGUUCCUGACCCCAUCAUCCUGGCAUGCCUUCCUGAGGAGCUAA